AAUUGUUUUCAUACCUUCAAAAUUAUGUCUGCUUACAAAACGAUGAGUCUAUGUUCUAUUUCAAAUACGUCGUCUCCUUUUAAUUAGCCCAAUUAAAUAUAUAGGAAACCAAUAUUCCCACGUCGAUUUGGAAUUCUUUGAAGCCAAUGUUCAUUGGUUUAUGUUUGGGUCGGGUGAUUCUGGAAACAUUCCGUCCAUCCAAGUCCUUUUUCGUCAGGUGGGAAGCUUUUCGAAGAAAUAUUUUAGGGCUUUGGUCACAUGCUAGAAUUUUUCAUCAAUCUUCAACUAUGGCAAAAAGCAAAUUUGAGUAUGUAAGGCUUUUUGAAACUGAAGACCGCUGCUUGCCAAAUUCCUGGAUUGUUGUCCGUGUGGAUGGAAAGGGAUUUCACAAGUUCUCAACGGAACAUGAUUAUGAGAAACCCAAUGACAUGAGAGCUCUAUCUCUCAUGAACAAAGCUGCAACAUCGGUCAUGGAAGAAUUUAAAGACAUAUGUCUGGCAUAUGGACAGAGUGACGAGUACAGCUUUGUCUUCAGGAAGGAGACUCAAGUUUACAGCAGAAGAAGUGCCAAAUUAUCUACAAAUGUGUGCAGCCUCUUUACUUCUGCUUUUGUUUAUUACUGGAGUGAACACUUUCCCUCUAGCAAACCGCUUUAUCCACCUGUGUUUGACGGUCGAACUGUGCUUUAUCCAUCUAAUCAGAAUAUCAGAGAUUAUCUCAGUUGGAGACAGGCAGAUUGCCACAUAAAUAAUCUUUACAACACGACAUUCUGGGCCUUAAUACUCAAGGCAGGUCUCACCGCGGUAGAGGCCGAACAGAAGCUGAAAGGGACACUUUCAGGAGAUAAAAAUGAAAUCCUUUUUUCUCAGUUCUCUAUAAAUUACAACAAGGAGCCAGAAAUGCUCCGUAAAGGAACGAUUCUCGUUCGUCGGAAAGUUCCAGUUGCUCUACCUGAUGGAAGUGGAACACGAGAAAAAUCUCAAAUCGUCCAGCUGCACACAGAUGUUAUUGGUGACGAAUUUUGGAACGAAAAUAAUCAUCUGUUGACCAUUUCCUAAAUGUGUUAGUGUUAAUACAACAAAUUUGAAUUAA
Messenger RNA from Daphnia pulex (common water flea), 1092 nucleotides. It is a transcript of the gene THG, whose product is annotated as probable tRNA(His) guanylyltransferase. NCBI's taxonomy places the organism in Eukaryota, Metazoa, Arthropoda, Branchiopoda, Diplostraca, Daphniidae. The transcript has 5 exons. The record is from RefSeq and is a predicted model, not a curated record. Gene Ontology annotation, molecular function: magnesium ion binding; tRNA guanylyltransferase activity. Bases 147 to 1058 code for a protein of 303 amino acids. Gene Ontology annotation, biological process: tRNA modification.